Molecule: messenger RNA, 1398 nt
Organism: Peronospora matthiolae
Lineage: Eukaryota; Oomycota; Peronosporomycetes; Peronosporales; Peronosporaceae
Source: the annotation of a GenBank genome assembly
AUGACUCUGAAUCGCACCAAGCCAGCGACGGUCAUGCGCUCGGAGUCAACCUGGACAAAGAGCGAAAUGUCAGUGACGGAAGAUAACGAGGAUGCUAAAACUCAAAUGCUGUUGAUGGAGCAGAUCAAGUGCAUUGGCGUAAAAGCAAUCUGGUGCCGAAAUUCGGACUCGAUGAAACUUCGUGGCGUGUUUCGAGCGACCAAACUGCCAGCUGGACAGCAUACCAUUGGCACCAAGUGGGGGUUCAAGCCGAAAUAUGGCAUCGAGUACACGGAAACGUUUUUGCCGGUAGUCAAGUACGUGACGCUGCGCAUGGUGGUUGCAAUCACGAAGUACUUUGACUGGACACUGGACCAACUGGACGUGGUGACAGCUUUCCUAUACAGAGAGAUGAAGGAAAAGGCGAUCUACGGACUAAAACAAGCAUCGCGCGUAUGGAACGAGACUUUUCAUGAGUUCGUCUGCUCCAUUGGAUUUCAAGUCUCCGAUUUUGACCAGUGUCUUUAUCUCAAGAUUACAAGUGGCGAGUGCAUGCUUUUGCUGUUAUACGUCGAUGAUGUGUUGGUGACUGGCAGCUCGACCGUACUGAUCAUGCGCACCAAGAGUGACUUAAAGGCGCGUUUUGGAAUGACUGACAGCGGCAAGUGCGCAUUCGUGUUGGGCAUCGAGCUGGUGGACAACGACAACGGUAGCGUGACGAUGUGCCAGCGACGCUACGUGGAAGAUGUUCUCAAUCUUUUUGGCAUGAGCAAUUGCAAAGCCGUCACCAGCCCAACAGACAUCAGUUCUCGACUCAUACCAAGCACCGCAGCAACCAAAAUCGACGCCCCGUUUUGUGAAGCAGUAGGCGCUUUGAUGCACUUGAUGACCGCGACACGACCGGACAUUGCCUUUGCUGUGAGUUACAUUUCGCACUUCAUGGAAAACCCCCAAGUCGAGCAUUGGAUGGAGGUCAAGCGCGUUCUGCUACACUUACAAGGGACUAAGUCGCACGGCAUCUGUUUCAAGUCUGAUGACAAGAUAGACUUCUGCGGCUACUCAGAUGCAGACUGGGCCGGCGACCAUGCAGACUGCAAGUCGACUUCGGGAUAUGCGUUCAUCCUGAUGGGUGCUCCGGUGAGCUGGGGAAGCAAAACGCAGUCAAGUGUGUUGCUUUCAACAAGUGAAGCUGAGUACAUUGCACUAAGUCUGGCGAUUCAAGAAGGCAAGUGGGUGCAUCGAUUGCUGUGCGAAAUUCUGGAUACCGCAGAGGACAAGUCCGGACCUAAGCUCAAGAUCAUGGAAGACAACCAAUCGUGCACCAAGAUGACGAAGAAUCCUGUGAACCAUGGUCGGGCCAAGCACAUCGACAUCAAGUACCAUCACAUUCGUGAUGAAGUCAAGCAUGGUGAUGUCUAG